This is a messenger RNA of Trametes versicolor FP-101664 SS1, 1041 nucleotides long. RefSeq lists its product as uncharacterized. The record is from RefSeq and is a predicted model, not a curated record. The coding region runs from base 291 to 752 and encodes 153 amino acids. The transcript has 3 exons. NCBI's taxonomy places the organism in Eukaryota, Fungi, Basidiomycota, Agaricomycetes, Polyporales, Polyporaceae.
CCACAAGAUGUACAACGCAUCAGGAACGCGGCUAGGGCGAGAGAAGCAGCAGCCCGCACGCGGACGGGCUGCCGAUGCAAGGCUGCUUUGGGCCGAUUGUUUGUUGGAUAUGGUUGAUCUCCCACAGGGACCCGAACACACUGAUCGUUUGCAAUUGGCACGUCCCCGCAACGCGAGCGCGCUAUAAAGCCUCCCUUGUCCGCCCCUUCCCUCAGCAACUCACCGAGUUACUUCUCCACCCCGCCCACCUCCUCCGCCCGCCUCCACCCCGCCCACCGCACUCAUCCACAAUGCGCUGCUCCGCCAUCCUCAUCCUCGCCGCCGUCGCCUCCGUCUCUGCCGCUGGCAUCAACCGCAGGCAAGACGCUACCUACCCCGCCUGCUCCCUGCCCUGCCUGCAGGCCGCGGACUUUGGCACCUGCGACCCCCUUGACGACGCGUGUCUCUGCAAGAGCAGCGACUUCAUCAACAGCACCACCACCUGUAUCGCUGGCGCGUGCUCGGGCAACGACCUCCUGCAGGCCGAGGCCGCCGCACAGAGUGCUUGCGCAGCAGUGGGUGUCACCCUCAGCAGCAGCGCCCCCGCCGCGUCGGCGACGGCCCCUGCUAGCAGCGCGUCCGCAUCCGCGAGCGCCUCCGUCACCUCCACCUCUGCGGCCGCCCCCUCCCAGACCAGCAACGCUGCGUCCUCGCGCGGCGUGAACGCGCUCGCGGCCCUCGCCGCGGUCGGCGCCGCCGCCCUCGCGCUCUAAGCUCCCCGCGUCCCCCCUUAGACCGCGUCCCCGCUCAGCCCCUACUCACACCCGGUGCACUGUAGUCCCACCUCCCACGCUCCUUGGCGAGAACGAACUUUCGGCACGCACUAAACUUAUAUAGUUCGCUAUUCCCCCCACGUACGCGCAUUUUAGUCAUGACCCCCGGCUCUGUUUCUGGUUUUUCGUAGCUCUCUCGUUCCGCUUGGUCCCGCGCGCGGGUGUAUCCUCCCUGGCUUUGGAUGGGUUUCGUUCGUGUAGCAUGCCUCUGACCCCGCAAUAUACCUGC